Messenger RNA from Hibiscus syriacus, 2844 nucleotides. Its product is annotated as two-component response regulator-like APRR7. Gene Ontology annotation, biological process: phosphorelay signal transduction system; cytokinin-activated signaling pathway. The transcript is spliced from 9 exons. Lineage: Eukaryota; Viridiplantae; Streptophyta; Magnoliopsida; Malvales; Malvaceae. Gene Ontology annotation, molecular function: protein binding. Bases 543 to 2708 code for a protein of 721 amino acids. The record is from RefSeq and is a predicted model, not a curated record.
AUUUGCUUUGAUUUUAGGAGCAGAUUUUAGGUGCUUGAUAUUAGGGAUUUGGCGUACAAGUCUUUAAAACUUUUGCUUAUUUAUUUUAAUAAUUUAAAAUUAACUUGUGCUUACAUGUUUAUGCGUAAGAUUGAGCUUGUUUUGUAGUAUCAUGGGUUUGUUCCUUAAAAAGAGGAAAAUAUUGAGAGUUUUUCUUGGUUGAACUUAAUGGUUGGAUUCUGGUUGAUUAUUUUGAUGUGAUACUCUGUUGUUUUCUACAUGGUUCAAGCAACUUAGGGAGUAUGGAGUUGGUUUCUGAAGAUUAAAAGGAGUAAACAUUUUUGUUGUGGUGGUUUCUAUUUUCAACUUUUUAGUUAUGGAUCUCCAUUUUGAUUUACUUUUGUUUUAGGUUGAACUGUCUGUAUUUGCAGAAGUUUGCAGUUUCAAAGACAAAGCUAUGUAGUUGUUAUUUUUUGAACUGAAGGAAGAUUUUAUUGUUACAUCCUUGGACUGCCCUUAUUGUUGCCAGUCUUUUGUAAUCUGAUUUACAGGUAAGUGUCUAGAUGAAUGUUGAUAGUGAUGGUGAAAAAGGUUUACGGGAACUAAAUCACCGGCUCUAUGAUGGUAACAAGAGAACUACAAACAGUGUCAUCCCUGAGGAAGAUGUGAUGCUGGGAGCAGAUGAUCUGAAAGUUAACAAGAUCGCACAAAAUGUGAAAGAUGGUCAUGUUGGAGCUGUUCAGGCUUCUGCCAUGUGGCAAAUGGCACAGCAACAGCCUCAAAAUGCAAAGUGUUACUGGCAGAGGUUUCUGAAUCUAACAACGGUUACAGUUCUGCUUGUAGAAAAUGAUGAUUCUACUCGCCAUGUUGUCACUGCACUUCUGCGCAAUUGCUGUUAUGAUGUUAUUGAAACUGCAAAUGUAUUACAAGCAUGGAAGAUACUAGAAGAUUUGACCAACCAUAUCGAUCUUAUAUUGGCUGAGGUGGGAAUACCUUCCUUAUCUGGCCUUGUUCUUUUGAGCAAGAUCAUGAGCCACAAAACACGUAAAAAUGUUCGUGUGAUCAUGAUGUCAUCUCAGGAUUCAAUGAAUCUAGUCUUUAAGUGUUUAUCAAAAGGUGCCGUUGACUUUUUGGUGAAGCCUGUUCGAAAAAAUGAGCUAAAGAACCUGUGGCAGCAUGUUUGGAGGAGAUGCCAUAGUUCUAGUGGUAGUGGAAGCGAGAGUGGCUCACAAACUCAAAAAUCAGUCAGAUCAAAAAGUGUCGACAAGUCUGACAACGACAGCGGUAGCAAUGAUGUGGACGAUAAUGGGAGUGGUGGUGAAAAUGUUGGAGAUGGCAGUGAUGACGGGAGUGGCACUCAGAAUUCUUGGACAAAACAAGCAGUAGAGGUUGACAGCUCCCGUCUAGUCUCACCCUCGGAUGAAAUUGCUGAGUGCCCUGAUAGUACAUGUGCCCAAGUUGUCCAUUCAAAUGCAGAAGUACCUGGGAACAAAGGGAUGCCAGUGGCUGCAGCAAGGGGGUGCCAAGAACGAGAUGAACAGCUUGACAAGGUUGCAAUGGGGAAAGACCUGGGUGUAAACAAGCCCAGAGAUUUAAAUUUACUACCAAAGUGUCCAGUUGAGGCCCCAAUCAGAACAGUUGGAACCAAACAGAUUAACCUUCUUGAGAUGAGCUCCAGCAAAUACAAUGAUCAGAUUGAUAAAAGGAAGCUGGACCUCAAUAGUGAAGCCCCUUCCUGCAAAGAAAAGUCCGAAGCUGCUAAUCAAACUGGCAUUACAUCUAUGACCACUGAUCCUAAGAUGGAAAUUGCUGAGUACGAGGCUUCAAACAGGCUUUGCAAAAUCUCAGAUGGCAAUGAUAAAACCAUUAAUGAUUCUGCAGAACUACCAUCUAUUGAACUCGGAUUGAAGAGACUUAGAGGAGUUAAAGAUGCUGGGACUGUAGCUAGGGAUGAGCGAAAUGUUUUGAGACGAUCAAACGCUUCUGCCUUCUCAAGGUAUAAUACUGCAGCAAAUGCAAAUAAGGUUCCCGCUGUCAACACUGGAAGCUUGUCUACAGUUGACAAUAAUUUAGAACCGGCUAGAAAAGGAUCAGUAUUUGUUGAGAAGAAUAAGGCAGUUGUAUUAGACGAGGGAAAUGAUGUAACUACAACAGCAGGACCAGUCCAACCUAGAGGGACUCACCAAGAACUGAAAAUGCAACAUUCGACAAACCAUUAUGAUCAACACAGCCAUCUGACCCACGAUAUGCAGCAGCUGCAGCCAGAACAUGAUGAUUUAUCUUUGAAAAAAUUAGCUGAUGAUGCUCCUCAUUGUGGGUCAUCGAAUAUGUUGGGAGGCCUUGUCGAAGGAAAUGCUGGCAACUACAGUGUCAAUGGAAAUGCCUCAGGUAGUAACCCUGGAAGCAAUGGGACAAAUGGAAGUAGCAAUGCAGUGAAUACUGCCGGAAAAAAUAUGGAGGGUGACAACGGAAUAGCUGGGAAAAGCGGAAGUGGAGAUGCUAGUGGCUUCGGGAGUGGCAGCAAAGCAGACCAGAGCAAGUCUGCUCAUAGGGAAGCUGCAUUGACCAAAUUUCGUCAGAAAAGGAAAGAGAGAUGCUUCCAGAAAAAGGUUCGGUACCAAAGCAGGAAACGACUAGCAGAACAACGACCUCGCAUCAAAGGGCAGUUUGUGCGACGAACACUGAAAAACAAUGAGCUAGCAUCCGAAAGCAAUUCAUGUUCCGAAUAGUGAAGAAGAAAACAAGCAGACCAAGAGAUAAAUCAAAUCCUCUUGCUGAUACCACAAAGUGACUGGUGUAGACUAUUUGACAAUUUUAGGCUUGAUGAACUGUGUUUUAUUGGUAUGGACCUUCCUUUCUUUUUUU